AGGAGAGCGUGCUGUAUCUGCGCGUGAGCAUUACAAGAGUCACACCUGUUGGGCAGGUGAGUCGCAAAUUGGGAUACAGAAGAGAGCUGACCGACCAAAAGGGUUUUCAUCGAGUGGCAGCGGUAAUUAAAGGUAAACUUUAACAAUCUCGGCCGAAAAUGGAGACUCUAGGUAAACUGCAAGGGUCAAGUCUCAGAAUGGAAAUUGAUGACAUAAAGUCCUCAGCUGCACUCAUGUAUGCGGAGUUCAUCAAAAAUGCAGACAGACGAACAGAGACCUGGUUCCUCAUGUCUUCUCCUCUGCCCCAAACGCUCAUCAUUGCAGUGUACAUUUACUUUGUCACAUCACUGGGACCACGGUUAAUGGAAAACCGUAAGGCCUUCGAUCUGAAAGGAGUUCUCGUCGUCUACAACUUCAGUGUGGUGGCUCUCUCGCUCUUCAUGUGCUAUGAGUACGUGAUGUCAGGAUGGGGAACAGGAUAUUCAUUUCGCUGUGACCCGGUCGACUACUCUGAGUCCCCCCAGAGUGUGAGGAUGGCGGCAACAUGCUGGCUCUACUAUUUCUCAAAGUUCAUUGAGAUGUUGGAUACCAUCUUCUUUGUGCUGAGGAAGAAGUAUAGCCAGGUGACAUUUCUUCAUGUCUACCAUCACUCAAUCAUGCCCUUCACAUGGUGGUUUGGAGUACGCUUUUCUGCAGGUGGAAUGGGGACAUUUCACGCCCUGCUUAACUGUAUUGUCCAUGUUAUCAUGUACUCCUACUACGGUCUGACCGCUUUGGGCCCAAACUACCAGAAGUAUCUGUGGUGGAAGAAAUACCUGACAACCAUUCAGCUGAUCCAGUUUGUUACGGUGACUACCCACAUCUCCCAGUAUUUCUUCAUAAAGGACUGCACCUAUGAGUUCCCCAUCUUUAUCUACAUCAUCGGCUCCUACGGCCUGAUUUUCCUGUUCCUGUUCCUCAACUUCUGGUACCACGCCUACACCAAGGGCAAGAGGCUGCCUAAAGUGCUGCAGAAUCAGACAUGGGCACACCACAGCAACGGAGUUAUGAAUGGAAACGCCAAUCAUGAAAAAGAGGAGUGACGCAGGACUCUGCUUGUUAGGAAUUUCAGAGUUGACCUCAUUUACGUAAGAAAAGCUCUGCAGACUGCGAUUCAACCACAAAAGGUUUGGAUUGUAUUUUCUGAUUGGUUUUCAACAUGCUCCUGCAAAAGACAAUCUUUGCGCUAUAUUUAAGAGGUUUAUUGACUCAAGCUGAAGGGUUUUAUCUUUAUUUUUUUUUGUCUACAAUGGAAGGUAAAAUCCAAGUUCUGCUAUGGUAGCUCCCAAAUAUCCCUCCUUUCUGCUACCUUAUGGUUUUAAAAUAAUUUCAAGUGUCCAAAAUAGAUUCCACUAUUCACACUGACUAUAGGGCUUCACCUAUGGUAAGACUGAGACCCUUGACUAUACAGUCAAACUGGGCUUUCUCUAAAGGCUUCUAAUGCUGAGAUCAUUUUAAACUUGUGACUUGAUCUUACUUCUCAGAAUAGAUUCAUGUUUUUAGAAAACCAGUCCAGGGUUUCUUUUUUAAAGUUGUGCACUAAAGUUGUUUAUUUCACCUGGCUAAAAAGUUGCAUUGACAGUUCCUAGUCGAUAUAUUUUAAAUGGUGUUCAGGCUACACUUGUUCUGUUAUUCAGGACCUUGUUACACACACACACACACACACACACACAGACAAUUGUUUUCUUUUGUUAAAAUGUUAUCAUGUACACAAGCCCACUUCUCUAUGGUUUGAGUCACAACUGCUGCUGAUGGAAAAGACAUUCAGUAAAAAAAGAGUCAUCUUUGUACAGUAGAAUUUCUUCCCCUGACUAAAUUCUCCUAUGAAGCAAGGAUGUGACAGAGAUGCCAGAGGAAGGCUGAUGAACCACUGUGGUUUUCUAGGAUCCAGAGCAGAGCUUGAGUUAGUUUUACUACUUAUUGCAAAAUAACAGUUUUAUAUGCACACUGCAUUAUGCACAUUUACAUGGAUUCACUAUUUAGCCAACCAGUCCGAAAACAUGAGCCUUGCUUGCCUGCUUGGAGUAUUUUGCUUCAUGUGUUGACGUUCUGUGGCUGACAGUCUUCAGGUAGUGCCUAUGGACUGAGGUCAGUAAGUUUAUAUUGAGUUAUGAUGAUCUUAUACUAAAGUGAAUGUAACACUCUGCUCCAAAGGUGGGUGAGCACACAGGAUUGAAGAUUUACAGAUGCACGCUGUGUAUAGUUGGAUGGUGCACGCUAUUUUUUAUAUUCAGUUCCUUGUCAGAUCUCCUCAUAUCAAUAGUUAAUACUGUAAGACAUGAUGUGAAAUGUUUAUAUUGUAUUUUAUAUGUAUUUAUAAGAAAAAUAAAUGAUCAAUGUAUUUUGAAAA
Molecule: messenger RNA, 2389 nt
Organism: Eleginops maclovinus (Patagonian blennie)
Lineage: Eukaryota; Metazoa; Chordata; Actinopteri; Perciformes; Eleginopidae
Gene: elovl7a
Product: ELOVL fatty acid elongase 7a
Exons: 8
Coding region: 159-1082 (307 amino acids)
Biological process (GO): fatty acid elongation, saturated fatty acid; fatty acid elongation, polyunsaturated fatty acid; very long-chain fatty acid biosynthetic process
Cellular component (GO): endoplasmic reticulum membrane; endoplasmic reticulum
Molecular function (GO): fatty acid elongase activity
Source: RefSeq, a predicted model, not a curated record